AUGAAGCUUUUUCCGACGCUAAGAGUAGACGAUAACAAAGUGUGCUACUGCUUCUUCCUUCCCGUUACAUCGGCAAAAGACGAUUUUUUACAGAUAGCAGAGCAGUACUGCAGUGCGUUCCAGUCAUUUGCAGCAGAGCAGACCAAGGGUUUUCUAUGGCACAAACACUACUUCCACCUCGACGUAACUCCGGUUAGCGAUGGGCGUUAUUAUUUGUCCGGAUGUUCAAGUGUUGGUGAUGCUAUCCAGGACGAAUGGGUCGUGGCCAAAUUAGUGUUUGACAUAACAAUCAAGUUUCCGGGUGUAGUCGGGCGUGUUGCUGACUCAGAUGGAGAGUUUUUGCUUAUUGAAAGUGCUGAAGCGUUACCAGAUUGGGUCAUACCUGAAGACAGCGAGCGUCGGGUAUUUGUGCUGAAUGGAAAACUACACAUUGCAUUGCCUCCAAUGACCAGCAAAAAAGGCAAAGAUGGAAGUUGGUACGAUGAAGAUGCAUUGAAACAAGUGCUGGACACCAGUGUAAAAACCGAGGUCAGUGCUGCAGUGCAGCAAUUGAUUCAGCACAAACUGGAUGAAGUACCGACCUAUAUGCGCGAGAACCGCCAUCGAGUGACGUGUUUGCUUCCCGAGAGAGCAGCACAUGUCAUUGCAAAGAAUGGAGAGCUAGUAGGUCCGGCGGUUGAAGCGUUCUACUACCGAGAACCGAAGCAGACUGGCCUCGUGUGUAGCAAGAUGGCAACAAUCAUGCCAGAAGGAGAUAAAGUAGUAGAACAGAGAGUCACAUUCUCGAGAGCCAUGUUUGCUCAGCUCAAGUACCAAGAAUUCUUCCCACCAAAGCCCUUUCUUAGUCGUGAUGCACGCUACCGUGCGGCGGACAUUGGCGUUAAACUUGCCUGUGGUCUAGAGCUGUUAUAUGCUGGCGAUCACAAAGACCAACUUGGACGACCCUGGAAAAAGAAAGUUGAGGAAGCGCUCCAACAUAAUAGCGCAAAGCUUUCGACGCAACCGACUGAGCCAGACGAUAGUGAUUCGUGGAUGUACAUGCACCCUGACACGCUGGAAACCCAACUGCAGCGUGCUGCUACGGCAGUGGAUGCUUCCACUGCUGGUGGUGCUGACGAACUGCAGAGCAUGGCCGACAUGUUUGGCAAAUUUGUGGAUGGAGUUUCCGGCGUUGAAGGUGUAGAAGGUGUGAAGCUUGUCCAGUUCGACAUGAGCUCCUUCAUGACAAUCUUGAACGGCCAUGAAGCGAGGAGUAAGGGCGCUGCAGGCUUGGAUGCACCAUGGGGAGAGCACUACAUGGACGAGGAUGAAAGUGACAGUGACGUUGAUUCAGUUCGGGAUGGAAGCGACGAUGGAGAUCUUGCUUUGGGUGAAGCAAUGGCUGAAAUGGAGGCGGAAUUGGCAGGAACCAAAGCUGCAAGAAGCUUCUCACCUUUCGAAAAACUGAAAAACAAUGAGAAGGAGGUUGAGCCUUCGCUUCAUACAGACGACAUGACGGACGAGCAAGUCGGCUCUGUGCCCAUUUCGUCAGCAAAACCACUAGACCUGGAUUAUAAUUUGUUGUCCAACUUGCUGGAGUCAUUUGCAGCUCAAGGGGGUCAUGCUGGACCUGUUAGCACCAUUCUGAAUGAGAUGAGCUUUUCUUAG
Molecule: messenger RNA, 1647 nt
Organism: Peronospora farinosa
Lineage: Eukaryota; Oomycota; Peronosporomycetes; Peronosporales; Peronosporaceae
Source: the annotation of a GenBank genome assembly